GUGCGCGCUGUCAGUACUGAGCACAUCAUGGCAGACUCAGAAGCCUUGGGCUUUGAACACAUGGGCCUGGAUCCCCGGCUCCUGCAGGCCGUCGCCGACCUGGGCUGGUCGCGACCUACGCUGAUUCAGGAAAAGGCCAUACCUCUGGCCCUGGAAGGGAAGGACCUCUUGGCCCGGGCCCGCACCGGCUCUGGGAAGACGGCCGCUUAUGCUAUUCCGAUGCUGCAGCUGUUGCUUCACAAGAAGGCGACAGGUCCUGUGGUGGAACAGGCUGUGAGAGGCCUCGUCCUUGUUCCUACCAAGGAGCUGGCCCGGCAGGCCCAGUCCAUGAUUCACCGGCUGGCUGCCUACUGUGCUCGAGAUGUGCGGGUGGCCAAUGUCUCAGCCGCUGAAGAUUCAGCUUCCCAGAGAGCUGUGCUGAUGGAGAAGCCAGAUGUGGUGGUGGGGACCCCCUCCCGCAUAUUAAGCCACGUGCAGCAGGACAGCUUGAAACUGCAGGACUCCCUGGAGCUGCUGGUGGUGGAUGAGGCGGACCUUCUUCUUUCCUUUGGCUUUGAAGAAGAACUCAAGAGUCUUCUCUGUCACUUGCCCCGGAUUUACCAGGCUUUUCUCAUGUCAGCUACUUUUAAUGAGGACGUACAAACACUGAAGGAGCUGGUACUACAUAACCCGGUCACCCUCAAGUUACAGGAGUCCCAGCUGCCAGGGCCAGAGCAGUUGCAGCAGUUCCAGGUGGUCUGUGAGACAGAAGAAGACAAGUUCCUGCUGCUCUAUGCUCUCCUGAAGCUGUCGCUGAUCCGCGGCAAGUCCCUGCUCUUUGUCAACACUCUGGAGCGAAGCUACCGGCUCCGCCUUUUCCUGGAGCAGUUCAGCAUCCCCAGCUGCGUGCUCAAUGGAGAGCUCCCGCUGCGCUCCAGGUGCCACAUCAUCUCACAGUUCAACCAAGGCUUCUAUGACUGUGUCAUAGCAACGGAUGCGGAAGUCCUGGGGGCCCUAGCCAAAGGCAAGCGGCGGGGCCGAGGGUCCAAAGGAGAUAAGGCCUCUGAUCCAGAGGCAGGUGUGGCCCGGGGCAUAGACUUCCACCAUGUGUCUGCUGUGCUCAACUUUGAUCUUCCUCCUACCCCUGAUGCCUACAUCCAUCGGGCUGGCAGGACAGCACGAGCCAACAACUCAGGCAUAGUGUUGACGUUUGUGCUACCCACAGAGCAGUCCCACUUGUGCAAGAUCGAGGAGCUUCUCAGAGGAGAGGGUGAGGCCCCCAUCCUACUUCCCUACCAGUUCCGGAUGGAGGAGAUCGAAGGCUUCCGGUAUCGCUGUAGGGAUGCCAUGCGCUCAGUAACUAAGCAGGCCAUUCGGGAGGCGAGGCUGAAGGAGAUCAAGGAGGAGCUUCUGCACUCAGAGAAGCUCAAGACAUACUUUGAGGACAACCCCAGGGACCUGCAGCUGCUACGUCAUGACCUGCCCUUGCACCCUGCGGUGGUGAAACCUCACCUGGGCAAUGUCCCUGACUACCUGGUCCCUGCUGCUCUUCGAGGUCUUGUGCGUCCUCACAAGAGGCGGAAGAAGCUGUCUUCCUGUAGGAAGGCCAAGAAGGUGAAGACCCAGAACCCACUGCGCAGCUUCAAGCACAGAGGAAAGAAACCCAGACCUGCAGCAACGCCCUCCUGAGGCCACCUGGGCCUGAGCACAGCACACACUGGGCUUCCUGGCUUAGAGGGAGCUGGCUUCCCACCCUGCACGUGGCACACACAGCCACUCGCUGUCUGGACAGGCUGAACUUGGGGUGUAGUACUGGGCCCUCCAGGUCCUCAGCACUGCCAGGCUGCUGUUUUGUCCUUUAACACAAUAAACUUCCAGCUGCCCCAGUGCAUGCCUCUGGCAUGUGAGAGGGACAAUUUCCCAAAACCUCCAGAAGGUGGCAGUGCCGGGCCCUGCUGCUGUAUAUAGUGCUUCUGGGGCCAGUAGAGGUCAGCAGUGCAAAACUGACCCCAGGAUGGCUGUGAGAAAGAAGCCUUCUCUAGUCCAGCUGAUCCAGAGCCCUCUGCCCAGCUCCUGCAGCCCUACUGUCUGGAUCAUGCUGACAUAUGACCCCCCAGAGACGGAUCUUCCUGACCAUGAGCCUCUCUUCCUGAUACUGACAACUGAAAGGUUGUCUCCCCUUCCCCUCUAGACGACAGCUCAUCUCAGUUUCAAAUGCAUGGGUGCUGGGUCUUCCCACAGCCUGGCCUGAACACCAAGGCUGGGCCUCAACUUCUGUAUGUCUGCUGGCUAUGGGGCUCAGUGGGAUUCUCUGCUCAUUUGGCACCCUGCACUGCUCCUUUUAUUACAGUGUCACCCUUGGCCACCUGCUUGUUAUUUUCUUAUUAGGCAAGACUGGGGACAUGUUACAGUGGGUGCUGGGAAAAGGCAGGGAAGCAUCAAAUCUGAGGUCAGGAGGCUUCGGUUAGGGUAUGGUAGGACUGGGGUAGCAGUACCUGAUGUUUGGGGUCUCUGUGAUCUUUGCUGUUCUUGUUAACUCCUGAGGAUUUGCAGGAAGGGUGUGUGGCAUGGGGCCAGGACUGAGUGGGCAGCUUUCAGUAUUACAGCCUGGAGACAGGGUGCAUUCAGAAGAAAAAGUUGUCAGGAGAGGAGCAAGCCACAAGCAUCUGUUCAGAGAGGUGUCAGUUCCACAUGGUUCCCAUGACCAAACAAUGAGACAGGCUGAUUGCUUUUAGUGCCUUGACCAGACCUCCCACCAUCUUGUCCCUGGGGCUCUAAGUUGGAUGUUUUGGCCAUGUCUGCUCCAACAUAAUAUGCCACCUGUUCUCGUGGCUU
Messenger RNA from Castor canadensis (American beaver), 2814 nucleotides. RefSeq names its product DEAD-box helicase 56 (gene Ddx56). The record is from RefSeq and is a predicted model, not a curated record. Gene Ontology annotation, cellular component: cytosol. Gene Ontology annotation, molecular function: ATP binding; RNA helicase activity; nucleic acid binding. Lineage: Eukaryota; Metazoa; Chordata; Mammalia; Rodentia; Castoridae.